Messenger RNA from Cladophialophora immunda, 3321 nucleotides. RefSeq lists its product as uncharacterized. Gene Ontology annotation, molecular function: phosphatidylinositol binding. The transcript has a single exon. Gene Ontology annotation, cellular component: intracellular membrane-bounded organelle. Bases 116 to 3118 code for a protein of 1000 amino acids. The record is from RefSeq and is a predicted model, not a curated record. Lineage: Eukaryota; Fungi; Ascomycota; Eurotiomycetes; Chaetothyriales; Herpotrichiellaceae.
CGGGUUCAACGGUGUCCUUUGCGCUACCCUGCUACAUAAGGCAGACCGUACGCCGCGAGUCACUGUUGCCAGCGCUGGCGGACUUGGGAACCGACAACUAUGAGAGAAAUUGGCUAUGGAAGAAACAUCUCAUCCUCGCGAAGCGCCUCAAGGCGACGGUGUCCAAAUCGAACCAUCCACGGCCCCCGAACAUAAACCACAAUCAAAUCCUACGCACACCCCGCAACCACUACCGUCGAAAGCGCUGACAACGUCUGCGGUGCUCGAUGCUACCCUCAGGUUCAUUGCGAAUGCGAGUAAUGAGACGCUCGGGGCCUGCGCUGUGGGCCUCUGUGCCUCUACCUACCUAGUGUUAGGCAGAGUCGGUUUAGUUCUCAUCGGCGCCGUUGGCGGCGUCGUCCUUCAUGCUACCUGGGAAAAUCAGUAUGGCGGAAAACUGGACGGUGAGAAUCAGGAGAUCAACCGGAGAAGGAAAGAGCUAGGCAUCGAGGUCGCACACAGAGUGCUGGACUGGCGAGAAAGGAGACAAGCGCCCAAGGAUGACGAGGACGACAGUCUCGUCGACUCCAAGGCCGAGGUGAAGACGCUGGAUUACUCCGACUUCGAACCCGAGACAAGAGCCGCUCUCACCAAUCUGACCGAUGCUGUUAUGAGAGACUACGUCAAAUGGUGGUAUAGUCCGCUGCUUCCCAGAGACCAGUCAUUUCCAGCCAUGUGCAGACAGACCUUUACCAGCUUCGUCGUCUCCUUCUCCAACCAUCUCUCCCGGAAACGGACUGCCGAUCCGGUCCUCGACUUCUUCGCCAACUCGACGUCCAUCAUCAUUGUCUUCCUGAACGAACUUUCCACCGCCAUUAAGGCGUCAUCGAAUCAGGACGCGGAGACCGCCGUGAAGACCUAUCUGCAAUUUCAGCCAGACAGCAAUUUGGCCAAUGUGCUCAGCAGAGAACAGCAAGAGCGGAAGCUCAAUCUUGUGGCGGACGACAUCUUACAGAACUUCCUCGAGCCCAAGUCCUACAAUUGUCCGCCGGUCAAAACGUUCCUAAGGGAGGUAUUGGCCGGACUUGUGCUCGAAACCACCAUUGACAUGUGCUCCAAACCGGAGUUCAUCAAUGGCUGGAUUGUUUACCUGCUGCAGGAUGGCGAACCCGAACUCAUGAAUGCUAUCGAUGCUGGGGUUGAAGAUAUGAAUGAAGCCAUGUCGCAAGCCAAGGAGAACAGUGAUGCCGGCAAGAUCCACGAUCGCCGCAUGAGUAAGGCAGAAGAGGCCAUGCAGGAGGCCAUGCGAGAAGCUCAAAGGCUGAACGAAAUGAUUGCGGAGGAUGAAGCCCGGCGGAAACGCGGACUGGUCCCGAGCGAGCCCGAAGAAACCAGUUCCGUCGCCACCAAUGAUGUCGGGAUGGCUACACCGACCUCCUCGGACAGUGAUCGAAAUCGGCAUGGAGAAAACUCCUUGGACACAUCGUUGGUCUUCGACAAUGACGGCAAUGCCUACCAAUCGUCAACUCCAAGCCCCAGCAAAGAACAAGAGUCCUUCACCAGUUUUGAUCAAUUGGCAGAGACAGUUCCAAACGUGCUACAACCUGUCUCGACGGCCCCGGCACCCGUUGAAACCAUGAUCGCAGUCCCACUGACACUGCACAAUGCCUCCAUCACCAUUCUUGACCUUGGCGACCUCAACGAACGAGCUGCGUUCCGACAGAGACCGAACAAUGAGUACUUGCUCCAAAUAGAGCCCGCAUCGCAUCGCUACCCUGGGUGGAUGGUGUCCCGCAGGUACCCGGAAUUCGAGCCCCUUCACCAGACUCUGACCAUAAUUGCUCGCAUCUCGGGCGUCCCGGAAUUCGCGCAAAAGUAUCCGAACCUGCCAACUUGGAGAGGCCAGACGAGCGCAACGCUUUCCCAAAGUUUGGAGGCCUACCUGAGAUUUGUUGUCAAGUAUGAGCCGUUGGCCGAGACAGAAGCUAUGAAAAAAUUCCUCGACAAAGAGACCGGGCUUCAAAAGGCGCCCGCACAGACCAAGAACGUUCUGGUACAAGGAGGUGCAGCAUUGGAAAACGUUGGCAAGAACUUCAUCAAUGUAUUGGGACAGGGCGGAAAGAACAUUGCUGGCGGCGGCAAGGCCGUGCUGGGAGGCGUCCAGGGCGUCUUCGGAGCCGUGGCCACCGGGGUCGGAGGAGCACCAAAGAGGCUCAUUGCAGCAAGACCUACGCCGUCAAGAAAUCAUACGGGCCAAUCUUCCACCUCGGUUUCGCGAAUGAGUCAGGAGCUGCCACGGCCAAGCACCGACAGUGCUGAACCCAAGCCGCCCCCAUUACCCGCAAGACCCAGUGCAGGAGUCGCAGUCCAGGAGGAAAAUCCUCAAUCACCAAUCAGCUUGAACGAAUCGGGUCGUCAAUCAGAGGAAGUUAUAUCAAUGCCUCCGCCACCCAGUGUCAUCUCAGACGACUAUCAACCCAUCACGCUCCCCAAACAGGAGACGCCGCCACGAUCCCGGCAAGAUACCAUCACGGCCAAUCCAUCAACACCUGCUCCAUCGUUAAAAUGGGAGGACUCAGGCUCGGCGCCCCCGACGACCAAUGCGCCCGCAAAGACACCCUCGAGACGAGCCAAAAAGGAUAUCCCGGUCUCGGAAGAAGAGACCCGCAUCCUGAUAGAACUUAUCUUCGCCAUACUUACUGAGCUCUACUCUUUGUCGGGCGCGUGGUCAAUCCGGCUGUCCCUCCUCGGUGCAGCUAAGACGUUCCUCCUCCGUCCAAACAAUCCCCAACUAGAGUCCAUCCGUGCGUUGCUGCAAGAAAGUGUGCUCGACGCAAAUUUCUCCGACCAGGGAGUGGCAACGCAUAUCAACACUCUGCGAUACAACACUCUACCCACUGCGGAAGAGAGGUCUACUUGGCCGAAGGAGUUGACGGCCGAAGAGAAGGAGCAGCUGCGUCUGAAGGCGAGAAAGCUUCUUAUUGAGAGGGGUAUGCCGCAGGCGUUGACCAGCGUGAUGGGCACAGCCGCCAGUGGAGAAGCGCUGGGGAAAGUGUUCGACUGUUUACAGAUGGAAAAUGUGGCGAAGGGGUUGAUCUUUGCGCUUUUGCUACAGGCGAUCCGGGCUACCACACAGUAGAUGAAGUUCUGCGCCCACAGCUCAAGGCUCAAACGGAAUGCAAGAAACGACCAGCGAUGUGAUACCAAAAAUGUACAAUAUGGGAAUGGAAAUGGCGUGUUUGGAUGGCAGGGGAGGCGUCUCCGUGGAAGACUAUUGGUGUCUAGCAGGUCCGCAGUUAUGAUAUAGUGCUGGAGGGACGAUGAAUGAGACGAUUAAUGUAA